Molecule: messenger RNA, 2262 nt
Organism: Centruroides sculpturatus (bark scorpion)
Lineage: Eukaryota; Metazoa; Arthropoda; Arachnida; Scorpiones; Buthidae
Product: DNA replication licensing factor MCM3-like
Exons: 16
Coding region: 126-2135 (669 amino acids)
Biological process (GO): DNA replication; mitotic DNA replication initiation; DNA strand elongation involved in DNA replication
Cellular component (GO): nucleus; MCM complex
Molecular function (GO): ATP hydrolysis activity; ATP binding; single-stranded DNA binding
Source: RefSeq, a predicted model, not a curated record
UUUUCUUAUCAACGUGAUUUGUUAUUGUUUCUUGUUGAAGUCUGUGUCAUUUUCAGUUAAUAAUUUUCGUAUUUAUCGAAUGAAUAUAUAACUUGCGGAUUGUCUAAGUGUUUCGAAAAGACAAUAUGGCACUUGAUGUUGAUCAGCGUCUCAGAGAUAUUCAGAGAGAAUAUCUUGAUUUUUUGGACGACGACGUGGAUCAGGGUUAUUACAGUCAGAGUGUUAAAGAUAUGAUUACGGAUAAUGGAUGUCGUCUUAUUGUUAAUAUUAAUGAUCUCAGAAAGAAGAAUCCUAAACGAGCUCAGGAGCUUUUAGAAAAUUCAUUUGAAGAACUUGUUGCAUUUCAAAGAGCAUUGAAAGAACUUGUUUCUGGUGUAGAUACUACAUAUGCAAAGCAGUUUGAAGAAUUUUAUAUUGGAUUGGAAGGAAGUUUUGGAUCGAAACAUGUAACACCUCGUACUCUACAAGCUCGCCAGCUUGGAAGCAUUGUUUGUGUAGAAGGAAUUGUAACAAAAUGUUCUUUGGUUCGUCCUAAAGUUGUCCGUAGUGUUCAUUACUGUCCAGCAACAAACAAAACUUUAGAAAGAAGAUAUACUGAUUUGACUUCAUAUGAAGCUUUUCCAUCAAGUUCUGUUUAUUUGACAAAGGAUGAAGAUGGAAAUGUUCUUGAAACAGAGUAUGGUCUUUGUACAUACAAAGACCAUCAAACAUUUUCUAUUCAAGAAAUGCCAGAGAAAGCUCCUGCUGGACAGCUUCCAAGAAAUGUUGAUGUUAUUGCUGAUGGAGAUUUAGUUGAUAAUUGUAAACCAGGUGACCGUAUUCAAGUUAUAGGAACAUAUCGUUGUCUACCAGGGAAAAAAGGAGGAUUUAGCACUGGAACAUUUAGGACUGUUUUGAUUGCUAACAAUAUUAAACGAAUAAGUAAAGAAAUAUCUCCUGCUAUAUAUGCUGACGAUGUAAAGAAAUGCAAACAGUUCAAUAAGCGUAAUAAGCACGAUAUAUUUGAUGUAUUGGCUGCAUCUUUGGCACCAUCUAUUCAUGGUCAUGAAUUUAUCAAAAAAGCUAUAUUAUGUAUGUUACUUGGUGGUGUUGAAAAAAUUUUACCGAAUGGAACUCGUUUAAGAGGGGAUAUAAAUAUUUUGCUAAUUGGUGAUCCAUCAGUAGCAAAAUCUCAACUUCUUCGUUAUGUUCUUCAUACUGCAGCAAGAGCUAUAACUACUACUGGUAGAGGAUCGUCAGGAGUAGGUUUGACAGCUGCUGUCACAACAGAUCAUGAAACAGGUGAUCGUAGAUUAGAAGCUGGUGCUAUGGUUCUUGCUGAUAGAGGAGUUGUAUGUAUUGAUGAAUUUGAUAAAAUGUCUGAUAUUGAUCGUACUGCAAUCCAUGAAGUUAUGGAACAAGGACGAGUUACGAUAGCUAAAGCUGGUAUACAUGCUAAAUUAAAUGCUCGAUGUAGUGUACUUGCUGCUGCAAAUCCUGUUUAUGGAAAGUAUGAUCAAUACAAAACACCUAUGGAAAAUAUUGGACUUCAAGAUUCACUUUUAUCAAGAUUUGAUCUGCUUUUCAUUAUUCUAGACAAGAUGGAUCCAGAGAAGGAUCGUGAAAUAGCUGAUCAUGUUGUAAGAAUGCAUAGAUACAGAGCUCCUGGUGAAAUGGAUGGUGAACCUUUGCCCAUAAAUUCAACUGCCGACUUCUUAACAACUCGCAAUCCUGAUGAAGAAGACAAAGCUACUGUUUCUUUAUACGAAAAAUAUGAUGCACUUCUUCAUGGAUCAAGAUCAAAAUCAACCAGAACAUCUGAUGCAGGAGAACAGAAAACUGAUAGUACUGAUCCAUAUGAUUUUCAAGCUGAAGAUUCCAAUGAUAUUCCACCAAUGAGGAAAGAUAAAUCAGAAGUUCCCAAAACACCUUCUGUUGAAGUUCCUAAAGCAAGAUUAAAAACAUUCCGUUCUUUGUUAUUUAAACUCUUCACUAAGGAGCACAAACAAUCGGUUGCAGUAUCAGCAGUUACUGAUUUUGUCACAAAAGAAUCGCCAGAAGAAUUGUUUACUCCUGAAGAAAUAAUGGCUGCACUCAAUAUGAUGAUGGACAGUAAUCAAGUUAUGGUUGCUGAAAAUACAGUCUUCCUCAUUUAAUGCUAUGUAUAAAGUAUUAAUUUCAUAUAAGCGCUUUAUAUUUUCUUACUACUUUUUGUAAUUUUUUUAAAAUUAAAAAAAAUUUAUAAGUAUUAUUUUGCAUUGUUAAUUUUCUCUUAGAAUAAAA